Xiphophorus maculatus (southern platyfish) is the source of this 1286-nucleotide messenger RNA. RefSeq names its product forkhead box protein L2-like (gene foxl2l). Bases 25 to 807 code for a protein of 260 amino acids. NCBI's taxonomy places the organism in Eukaryota, Metazoa, Chordata, Actinopteri, Cyprinodontiformes, Poeciliidae. Gene Ontology annotation, molecular function: RNA polymerase II cis-regulatory region sequence-specific DNA binding; DNA-binding transcription factor activity, RNA polymerase II-specific. The record is from RefSeq and is a predicted model, not a curated record. Gene Ontology annotation, biological process: anatomical structure morphogenesis; regulation of transcription by RNA polymerase II; cell differentiation. The transcript has a single exon.
AUAGGCGGACAGUCUAGCUGAGCCAUGGCCGCAGAGGCGAAAACCCUCGGGACCCAGGAAAUGCAGCUGCUGGAUAUCAGCUCCAGCUCUCCCCAAACAGAGUCCAAAGGUUCGGAGGAAACGGAGUAUGAGGACGGGACCGUCCAGUUGGAGAAGCCGCCGUACUCAUACGUGGCUCUGAUCGCGAUGGCAAUCAAAGAGAGCCAGGAUAAGAGAAGGACUUUGAGCGGGAUUUAUGAAUACAUCAUAUCAAAGUUCCCAUACUACGAGAAGAACAAGAAAGGAUGGCAGAACAGCAUUCGGCACAAUUUGUCUCUUAAUGAGUGCUUCAUCAAGGUCCCGAGGGACAGCGGGGCGGACAGGAAGGGCAACUACUGGAUGCUGGACCCGGCUUUUGAAGACAUGUUCGAGAAAGGGAACUACCGGCGCCGGAGGAGGGUGCGGAGACCCUAUAGACCCGCCAGCCUGCCUUUUCUGACGGGAAACCCUGUGGAGUAUCCAGAGUCUCUGUACCUUCAGCCGUAUGUGAGCGGCACCUGGGCGAGUGGGUACCCUGCGCCCCAGGUCGUCUCCGGAUCCACCCGCGGUCUGUCCAUCGGCGGUUCCUACUGCCCGCCGCCACACUUCCAUCCCUCCGUUUACGGGGCCUACCACCCGCCCGUGCUGGUUCCACACAACGGGUACCCUUACGGAGGAGUGGCCCAGCCGGUGAGUCCGGACGGUGGCACCAUGUCUGUGCCUUGCCCGCAGUUCACUUCCUACUCUCGGCAAGCGGAGUCGCCGCUGGUUUAUUUCUCGGAGCAGUGAGGACUGCAUGUUUUCUGACGGGUGGCCGCCUGUUCACAGACUCACGGUUCAUUUGCGUCACUAUUUCAGGUCAGCUGGCCGACGUUCAUCAAGUUCUUUAAGUUCUCUAUUUAAUGGAUGAAUUAAUGAAAUCACACGUUAAAAUGUUAGCUCUUACACAUUUGUAACAUUUCUUUCUUUUUGGGGCGCAACGGCUGUGGUUUCAAAAAGACAGUAACCGAUUUGAUUGAAGUUGUGCAAAAUUAAAUAGAUUAAGCUCCCAGAACGACAUGAAAUAAUUACACAGAUAUUCUUUUCCCAGUUGUGUAGGGAAAAUGUUGUCAACCUACAUAUUUUACUUUUAUUUUUCUAUUUAGAAAACUCUGAAAUAGGCUGUUUAUGUACGUUAUUUACUGAUUUUUUUUAUUGUUCUAAUUCUUUGAGCUGCUACAUUAUUGAUGCACUGACUCGUUUAUAUUGUUUGUUUGUGAGUGUUUCAG